Molecule: messenger RNA, 1656 nt
Organism: Oenanthe melanoleuca
Lineage: Eukaryota; Metazoa; Chordata; Aves; Passeriformes; Muscicapidae
Gene: ECI2
Product: enoyl-CoA delta isomerase 2
Exons: 10
Coding region: 70-1269 (399 amino acids)
Molecular function (GO): fatty-acyl-CoA binding
Source: RefSeq, a predicted model, not a curated record
CACCGGUCCGGCCCCGGCAGGGCGGGGUUUGCCGUCUGCUCCUCCCUCCCGCCUGCUUUUCCCCUAGUUAUGGCGUCCCCGGCCCUGACCUUCGUCCGGAGGCUGUGCUGGCGGUCGCCCUGCGGAACAAGGCCAACACAAGCUGUUUGUGUUCCAGCCAUUCACCUGCACAUGACUGCAGCCACCAUGCAGGUCAGCCAGAAGGACUUCCAAAAGGCUCAAGAACAGCUGAAACUUUUGAAAAAGGAUCCUGGGAAUGAAACUAAGUUGAAACUCUAUGGCCUGUUUAAACAGGCUACUGAAGGUCCCUGCAAUGCACCAAAACCAGGUAUGCUGGACUUUGUCAAGAAAGUCAAGUGGGAUGCAUGGAACUCUCUUGGCAAUAUGUCUCAGGAUGAUGCCAGACAGAAAUAUGCAGAACUUGUCUCAAGUCUGGUCUCUGCAGAAUCUGCUAGCCAGAAGAAAGAGGCUUCCCCAGAAGAGGGCAGACAUGAUGGCUACGAAACAAUAAUAGUUACUACCAAAAACAAUAUCACAAAGAUAAUGUUUAACCGACCUGAUAGGAAAAAUGCCAUCAACCAUCAGAUGUACAGAGAAAUUAUCAAAGCUCUUGAAGAAGCUGGAAAAAAUGAUUCUACCAUAGCAGUUAUUACUGGAAAUGGAGACUACUAUAGUAGUGGAAAUGAUCUGAAUAAUUUCACUAAUAUCCAGCCUGGUGAAGUGGAGAAGAUGGCAAAAGAUGGAGCAGUAUUACUCAAAGAGUUUGUGGGUCAUUUUAUUGAUUUUCCCAAACCACUGAUUGCAGUGGUAAAUGGCCCAGCUAUUGGAAUCUGUGUAACAGUCCUUGCUUUGUGUGACCUUGUCUAUGCUUCUGACAGGGCUACAUUUCACAGCCCAUUUAGUCAACUUGGGCAGAGCCCAGAAGGAUGUUCCUCUUACCUGUUUCCAAAAAUUAUGGGUUUAGCCAAGGCAAGUGAGAUGUUGCUUUUCAAUAAAAAGCUGACUGCAGCAGAAGCCUGUGCCCAGGGACUUGUGACUGAAGUCUUCCCUGACAUGAGUUUUCAGAAGGAAGUUUGGGCAAGAUUAGAAGCUUAUGCAAGCCUCCCCAAAAAUUCCUUGGCAGUGUCCAAGCAGCUGUUACGAAGCAUGGAAAAGGAGAAGCUCCAUGCAGUCAACAGUAGAGAGUGUGAAGUGCUAACAGAGAGGUGGUUGUCUGAUGAAUGUGUAAAUGCUAUUGCCAGCUUCUUCCAGAAGAAAUCAAAACUCUGAUCUUCUCCAGGAGAGUAAUUUGCCAUCUGGCAGUAGCCUAAUCUGCUCUCAUCAUUAAUAAACUUUCUCUUCAAAUAGUAAUUCUUAUACCUUUUCAUGUGCCGUAUCUCUGUUCUGAAUACUAGGUUAAACCUGGUUCCCAAAACUGUUAUGUGCCUUGGAUCCAUUGUGAAUAUUUAGGUUGGGGAAAAAGGUUGAUUAUUCUGUAGGUGUCAGUGAUGUUUAUGAAUAAUACUAAAGCAGAUUCUUCCAAAAGUAGCAAGAGAUUCUGUAGCACUCUAUUUUGAUAGCUCUGAAAUAAAUGUCAUAUGAAUAAUACUUUUUAUUUGUCUGUGGGGAAGGAAAUACUGUAUUAAUAAAAAAAAAUAAAUAGAAAUAUUUAAUUAC